Messenger RNA from Closterium sp. Naga37s-1, 858 nucleotides. Lineage: Eukaryota; Viridiplantae; Streptophyta; Zygnematophyceae; Desmidiales; Closteriaceae. The record is from the annotation of a GenBank genome assembly.
AUGGGCACGUGGAACACGAGCGGACAGCACGGGCAUGGGCUCGGGGCAAGCACGGGGAACACGGGGCAGACAGCACGGGCACGGGCACGGGGCAAGCACGGGCAAUACGCGAGGUACGGGGUGCGGACGGGUCUCGCGGACGGGGGCACGGACGUCGUGCGUGGUGCGGAUGGCGUACGGGCGACGGGCGGGGUGCGUGGUGCGGAUGGCGUACGGGCGACGGGCGGGGUGCGUGGUGCGGAUGGCGUACGGGCGACGGGCGGGGUGCGUGGUGCGGGUGGCGCACGAGUGGCGGGCAGGGUGCGGGGUGCGGGUGGAGUACGGGCGACGGGCGGGGUGCGGGGUGCGGGUGGAGUACAGGCGACGGGCGGGGUGCGGGGUGCGGGUCGCGGACGAUCUGGUGCGUGCAAGGGCGUAGCAGCAGCUUCUCCUGCCACUCCCACCACUCUUGCCACUCCCGCCACUCCCUUCACAGCAGUUGCGAAGUCGACGGGAGGGCGGGCGGGGACCUGGCGACGGGCAGCGGAGAGCGUACAGUACCGGGUGGGGCGGCUGAUUCCGGGUGAGGAGUCUGGAACGGGUGGGGCAGCAGCUCUGGCUGGAACGGGUGGGGAAGCGGGUGCGGUUCUGAGCGGUUCUGUGCAGUUCAGUGUGGUUCUGCGCGGUUCUGUGCGGUGCUGUGCGGUUCUGCGGGGUGGAGAGUACCGGGUGGGGCGGCUGAUUCCGGGUGAGGAGUCUGGAACGGGUGGGGCAGCAGCUCUGGCUGGAACGGGUGGGGAAGCGGGUGCGGUUCUGAGCGGUUCUGUGCAGUUCAGUGCGGUUCUGCGCGGUUGGGGAGUACCGGGUGGGGCGGUGUAA